GGUCAGCAGUCAUCUGUACUGCAGUCUCUGGUCAUCUGUCUUUCGCAGUCUCUGGUCAUCCCUGUACUGUCCGCAUCUCUGGUCAUCCCUGUACUGUGUCCGCAGUCUCUGGUCAUCCCUGUACUGUGUCCGCAGUCUCUGGUCAUCCCUGUACUGUGUCCGCAGUCUCUGGUCAUCCCUGUACUGUGUCCGCAGUCUCUGGUCAUCCCUGUACUGUGUGCAGUCUCUGGUCAUCCCCUGUCUGUCCGCAGUCUCUGGUCAUCCCUGUACUGUGUCCGCAGUCAGUCUCUGCAGUCUCUCAUCCCUGUACUGUCCGCAGUCCCUGUACUGGUCAUCCCUGGUACUGUGUCCGCAGUCUCUGGUCAUCCCUGUACUGUGUCCGCAGUCUCUGGUCAUCCCUGUACUGUGUCUGCAGUCUCUGGUCAUCCCUGUACUGUGUCCGCAGUCUCUGGUCAUCCCUGUACUGUCCGCAGU
Staurois parvus is the source of this 474-nucleotide messenger RNA. NCBI's taxonomy places the organism in Eukaryota, Metazoa, Chordata, Amphibia, Anura, Ranidae. The record is from the annotation of a GenBank genome assembly.